Molecule: messenger RNA, 984 nt
Organism: Saxophila tyrrhenica
Lineage: Eukaryota; Fungi; Ascomycota; Dothideomycetes; Mycosphaerellales; Extremaceae
Exons: 1
Coding region: 1-984 (327 amino acids)
Source: RefSeq, a predicted model, not a curated record
AUGAGCGUACCACUCCCCAGUCCUGGCCAAAUCGUCGUAGCCCUCAUCAUCGACACCGUGCGCCAUGCGACAAACCUGGCAUCGGCCGCAAUACCAUUCAUCGCAUCGACACCAUUCGCCCUUGUGAAUGCCAUCGACUACCUCGCCGCUCUGCCGCUUGCACAUCUUCCGCAGUGGAUCGCCUCUGGUCUUUUGCCGCUGCUCGACCUCGUGAAGGGAGCUAUCUUCGUCCUCUACCCGGUCAUUCUGCUGGCUUUGGCGACAGGACUCUUCCAUGAGACUUGUACCUACAUCAUUCAUCAGCUUUCUGGAACGGGGCCGACGCUGCGGUCGGGGAGAUUGCAGUGUCCAAUGAACACAGUGUUCGUGCUGACCCACGCCUCUUAUUUCUCCACGGUCUUGCAGAGGGAUAUGAGUCUGUACAACGGGCUCUGCGCGAUGUGUGCCUGUUCUUCUGUCGUCUUGGGCAUCACGGGCUCUCUGGCGAUCGUGACAAGCUGGGCGUGCGCGACGACUACCCACAAUGCGACCACUGCUAUUACAGCCGAUCUAGCUACAGACCCUGGCGCCAGAGCGGACCACGCGGUGGGCUCCGCCGAUCACCUCAGCACAGCUACGGAGGAAAGCGAGCACAGCACCGCAAUCAGCAUCCCCCUGCCGAAAGCAACGAGCAGCGCGGACAAAGCACGAAAGGAGAACGAGGCAAUGGUAACGCAAGUCAUACCCAGCCUGCUGGUGGGCUUCAUGGUGGUGAUACUCGCUCGCGCACUGUUUGACGCCGUGGUCGACCUACUAACCCGUGUGCUGGCUGGGCUGCCGGUUCUCCUCUGUACGGCACUGCUGAGCUAUGUUGGCUGGAUCGUGGUGGGAGCGUACCUGAGUAGGAAGCCUGGUGCCGGUGGUGAUCGAAAGGUCGAACGGACGCCAACCACUGAUAAGACUGAGCUCACGACAGGCCAGGAGACAAUUCUGGAGCCUUCCUAG